ACGUGACCUGUGGGGCUGCAACAUGGCGGAUGUUGAAACGUCGAAAUCUUUGAACGGUUUACUGAAUGGAAUAGCACAAAUAGUGUAUUAUAAUAAUGCUGAAAUAACAGAGGAACUUUUGAAAAAUGAACUUUAUCCAGACUUAACGGAGGAGGAGUUUCGCGCGAUGCAUGAAAAGAUGAAAGGUCUUUUAAAGUCUAUCGCCACUGCUAACAUGGAUCAGGCCCAGCUGGAAGCCUUCCUGACUGCCCAGACCAGGAAGCAGGGCACGGGGGGUGUGAGCGCUGAGCAGGCGGCCGCCCUCUCCCGGUUCUGGAAGAGCCACCGGGCCCGGGUGAGGGAGAGCCUGCUGGGCCAGAGCCGCUGGGAGCCCGGCCUGAAGGGCCUCACCUGGAGGGUGGACCUCCAGACCUCAGCCAGCAGAGGGGGGGCCGCUAACAUUCCCGUGGCCCUGGUGGAGCUGGAACUGGGCAGGACUGGAGAGGACUCAGACUUUGUGUGUCUGGAGUUUGACGAGGCGAAGGUGAACCAGGUGUUGAAGAAGAUGGCAGAGAUCCAGGAGAGCAUCGACGCCAUCGUACACCGCAGCUAGGGUCUAAAUUUCUGUGUGAAAUAGGAGAGAAACGUCCCUGUUCUGUAAAAACAAUAAGUGAUUUCCUGUCAUUUCUUUUCAUUCUAUGACUUGGACAGAAAACAUUAGCCUGCCAUGUAGCAGACAGGAAAACUAUGCAUUAUAGAUGUAUCUUUAUACCUUAUUUACUGUACACACUGGCUAGCUCAUUUCUUACAGUAAGUCCUAUCUGUUGAGUCUAACAAAGGGGAUAUUGUUCUAUCACUGCUAGAGAAAACCUGCUGUUUUGUGGCUGGAAGACUUCUUUUCACGUACAGAACAUACAGUACUGUUAUGCUUGAUUUACAAUUAGUGCAAUGUCCAUUUUGUACAUACCUGUUGCCAUUCCAGACAGUGACGCAUUGAUAUUUUCAGUUUAAGGCUAGUAAACCUAACAUCCCCUUGCUUAAUGUUGGGCAGACAACUUGUACGAUAUCGUUGUUCCCAAAGGAGCUGCUUCUUUCCACACUAUUUCUAGCCCCUCAACAUUCCGGCUGCCUGACCUGGCCUGAACUUUCCGUACUGGGCACAGACCAGGGGUGUAGGCUGUUCAGUGAGGUGAGACAUUCACAAUAUUGCAAGUAGAAAUAGAACUGACAAGAUUUGCUAUUCUACAUGAUAGACAAGCCUAUCUGUUGUACAUGCAAAAUAAUGAUCUGAAUAUGUUGUAUGGUUGCACCCUCCUGGACGCCCACAUGCUGUCUCAAUUGGCCCAAUGUCUUAAAUAUCCUUAUUUUCUUGUCUCACUUAUUUUGUAUUGAUUGGAAAGACUUUUGAUUGUUGAAAAGCAAAAUGAUGGAGAGUAUCUGGUCCUUUGAACUGUCAGUGAUCAUAAAAGAGAAAACGAACAUUUAUUCAUCCAUAGUGAUGUCAUAAAGAUUAAUUUGUACAAUAAAGGUUAGAGCUGGGACGAUAAACCAAAAAUGGUUGAUACUGACCGAACCGAUAUUUAUCUCCAACAUUUUACUGAUAUUGAUAAUAACGAUAAGUAGCCUUUACUAGAGGAAUGCGUAGUUUUAAAAAAUCAGUAAGUCUGCUAAUAUACGCUAUUUCUAACUGGAUAAUUGAUAGCUACAACAUUCAAAGUAGUAGUUUUUAAGGGUAAUACAAAAGAAGUAACUGGUGCACAUUCAUGUUAUCAAUUUAUUGUUCAGUUUGUUAUUAUCGUGAUAAUUCAGUCAAUUUAUCGUGAUUUGUCCAUAUCGCCCAGCUCUAAUGAAAUGUCAUCUUGUUACCCCCAUUUGCAGAAUGGGAUAUCAACCCACACUUUGGAUCAGGUGUUAAAAUGUUUUAUUAAACUGUAACAAAAUGUAUCAAAGCCUGCUUUUCAUGUUGUCUUUGUAAUGAAUAAACCAAAGUUAAAGGAC
Molecule: messenger RNA, 1977 nt
Organism: Salvelinus namaycush (lake trout)
Lineage: Eukaryota; Metazoa; Chordata; Actinopteri; Salmoniformes; Salmonidae
Gene: commd1
Product: copper metabolism (Murr1) domain containing 1
Exons: 3
Coding region: 23-592 (189 amino acids)
Biological process (GO): regulation of proteasomal ubiquitin-dependent protein catabolic process; negative regulation of protein localization to cell surface; positive regulation of protein ubiquitination
Cellular component (GO): endosome
Source: RefSeq, a predicted model, not a curated record